Molecule: messenger RNA, 1177 nt
Organism: Gamsiella multidivaricata
Lineage: Eukaryota; Fungi; Mortierellomycota; Mortierellomycetes; Mortierellales; Mortierellaceae
Exons: 4
Coding region: 355-1080 (241 amino acids)
Source: RefSeq, a predicted model, not a curated record
UUCAUCAUGCCCCGUCUCUGUUUCGAGUACCCCUCUUUCUCGCUCACCCCGCCCACAAGCAUCACCUCUUCACUUUCCGUGCCAUUGUCAUCUCUCUUCAUCUUCCUCAUCACGCCCACUGCCGUCCUUUGAAUCCAUCCAUACCCUUGUGGGCGAAUUGAUCCCCUCCUCCAACUCCAAUUCCUAUUGGUCUCCCUCAGUACUCAGUAACGACCCCUCACACCUACACCUACACCUACACCUCACUCUUCACUUCCUGCCUAGGAGCCUCUUUAGACAACUCACCAAGGCACCUUCUUUGCACAUACAUACCCACCUGCUUUGCAUCCCUCCUGUACAACAACUCUUCAGGCAAUGUCUCUACCCACAACAACCACUACAGGACCAGCCUGUGCUAUACCCACCUGCCCCGAGAAAGUGUGCCCAGAGUGCAAACCUGGAUACACCUGCUCACUUUCCGUCAUUGAUUCCACCUGUAAAUGCCCUAUUGCCAGCUGCGUAAAGAUUCCCUUCGACACUGGUGUCGACAAUGGGAGCGAUACAAACACAGAGUCAGCAUCCAGCGGUUCAGUCAUCGGCCCUGUCCUUGGAGCGAUAGCAGGGUUGGGCGUCGUGGCGUUAAUUGCAUUCUUUGUGAUACGACGAGGACAACGGCGCAGAAGGAAAGAGGCCAUGAUGAUGCUGGGACAGGAUGACUCUUUGGACUCGUUCUCUAAGCGCUGGCACUCGUCAAACGGCGACUUGAGUGGCAAGGAUGUCAUUAGGAUCGCAUAUAUUCCGAGCAUGAUCGGCGAUAGCCCUGUGGUGACCCCAGAGGCCACAGUACAGCGCGGCGGAGUGCUUAAACAAAACUUUUCGCCUCUACAAGACGAGGAUCGCAACAAACACGACUCAAUGGCGUCCUUGGACGAGGCCGUUGUUAUGGCCGUCACUACCAAGGCAACGCCUCAGGUCAUGAAACUCAACACCAUCAAGACCACACAGGCUGAUCUCAUCCAACGGUCCAACACGCUCCACAGCACAAACUCGAUCAAACGCUCACAAUCCCAACGGCAUCAAGAGAACAAAAAGUCUCACUAGUGUCCACGACAUCAUCCAUACCCAUGACUGGAACGACUGCCGUGUUUGCAUCCAUACCCAUUACCCUUGCAGAGCAUCGUCGCGACAGUGAUCCAUU